This is a messenger RNA of Filobasidium floriforme, 813 nucleotides long. RefSeq lists its product as uncharacterized. The transcript is spliced from 2 exons. The record is from RefSeq and is a predicted model, not a curated record. Bases 1 to 813 code for a protein of 270 amino acids. Lineage: Eukaryota; Fungi; Basidiomycota; Tremellomycetes; Filobasidiales; Filobasidiaceae.
AUGUCUUGCUCGUCACCGGUGCAGUCGUCUCACCUCGACCUAUCGCUUGAACAAGAAGGCGGAGUGCAAGCCGUGUACUCGGACAGCCUCAUGACAGCAAUGCAGAACCGCGCCGCCCUCUACACGCCUCUGAUUCCCCAUCCGCUCAGUCAAAACCUCUACCGACCGCCCUCUCAAUUCCCACAUCACACCCGCGAGCAAUCGGUCCAAGCUCGGAAAGAAAGGAAGCAGCUCAGAAAGGCCCUCCGUCAAGCCAAUUCCACCGUAUCUAUCAGAUUGGACCGAGAGCGAGUGACAGGGGCGGCGCUGGCCAUCUUCAACCGGAACAACCCGGGCGACGGGGGCAAGGACGAUCGUAAAGAGUCUCCUUCUAGGACGAGGAGGGCGCUGAAGAACAAGUCGCAGGGAAAGGUGUUGAGACCCGAUACGCCGCUGAGAUGGACGACGGGAUGGGACGCCAUCGAGGAGGAUCGGCAAUAUACCCGUAUCGAUCGCAACCCGCCUACAACACUGCCUUGGGACUCGAUUCACUUUUGGAAAGCCGUCAAGACGACAUGUGCCAUCCCCUGGUCGCUCUCGCUCAAAGUGGACAGCCUACAUCGCCGUCACUACGUCUCCCUCGUAAACUCCCCCGGGGAAAGGAGACCUUGCGCCUAUUGCUGCGAUCAGAAAAAUCGCCCCGAACCGCGCCGAGAGGCCGUCGGUUCGAGGUGGGUUAGGGCAGCCACACGUCGUCGAGCCCUGGGUGAAGAAUCACCAGCGAUAGGAGAUCUUGCCGUCAGCCCAAACCUGACGUGUCCAACUCCGGGCUAA